AUGACUGACACCGCCACCGCCCAACGGCCACCGGCACGACCGACCAAGCGGUCGUCGCCAUCCCGGUCGCAGGCCCGACACCACCUUGAGCCCAACCCCUUCGAAAAGUCGUUCAGCUCCGGGCCCUCUGACACGCCCGAGCGUCGGCCUGAUUCCAAGGCUGACGCCAACAAGAUCUCGAGCACCAGCACGCCGCCGCUCAGCACGCGGCCGGGCGCCGCCUACCGCGAUCGCAACCCGUCGACGCCCAAGACGCAGACGUCGCCCAGCGGUGGCGGCCAGGACUCGACCUCGACACCCAAGCCGCUGCUCCCGCCGGUGGCGUCCAUCACAUCGCCAGCGAGUGAGGCCAACCAGUAUCCCUGGGCCGCCGGCCUCACCAGCUCCCUACGUUCUGGCCCGCUGAGCCCGGCGAUGCUGGCCGGCCCGCAGAGCUCGCACUUUGAUCCCAGCACGUUCCGCACCGGUUUCACGCCCGACCUCUCCAACUUCAAGACUGGCCUGACGCCUCUUGGCGGCGGACUCUCGUUCCCGCCGCCUUCGCCCAACACGGCCGCCUUUCUGGCGGCUAUGGUCAACAGCACCUCGUCGACGUCCGCAGCCACCAUCACGCCCAACACGCUCUCGGCGCUCAGCGGCAACCCGGUCAACCCGCUCGACGCGUCGACGGGGGCCAACGGGCUAUCCUCGCAGCCGCAAAACUUUGGCGGCAAGCCGAUCGACUCGCACGACCAGUUUGACCUCGCCUUCAGCCGCACCUUUGGCGCCGACGGCAGCAAGGCGGCCCAGCCCGGCUCGAAGCUCAAGGCCUCGAUCGAAAACAACGACACCGACUCGAGCAUCUCGCAGAGCGUCAGCCCGCAGAUGAUGCAAAAGCCGCUCGGUCCGCUGGACGCGUCCGCCCAGCAGCAGCAGCAGCAGCAGGCGACGCAGGCGGCCUCGGGCCUCUUCCUGCUGAGCCAGGCACAGCAGGAAAUCUCGAAGCGCGAGGGCAGCCUGGGGGGCCCCAACGGAGCCGCUUUUGCCGCGGCAAACGCGCCGACGUCGCUGUACGAGUCGACCAACACCAACAAGGGUGCCAAGGGCGGCAACCCCAAGGGCGCCAAGGGGGGAGCGGCGGCGGGUGGCAACAAACGGAAGAAGGGCGCUGCCGCCAGCGCAAAUGGCGACGACGCCCAGUCGGCCGCCGGCGGCGCCUCGAACGGCAAAAAGGCCAAGACGGGCGCCAAGAAGGCUGCGAGUGAGACGUCGGAGCAGGCCGGCGGCGCGCCUUCGGGCAAGCGCAACAGCCUCAGCGGCGACGACCACUUUGACGACGGCAGCGGCGACGAGAGCGGCGGCGAGAACAAUAACAACGAGGGCGGCAAGAACGGCGGCAACAUGGACGACAAGCGCAAGAACUUCCUCGAGCGCAACCGCCAGGCGGCGCUCAAGUGCCGGCAGCGCAAAAAGGCGUGGCUGGCGUCGCUCCAGGCCAAGGUCGAGUACCUGCAAAACGACAACGAGAACCUGCAGAACACGGUGGGGGCGCUGCGCAACGAAAUCAUGUUCCUCAAGAGCCAGCUGGUCCAGGCGAAUGGCGGCGCGCCGCCGGGCGUGCCGAUGAGCAUGCCCAUGGGCAUGGGCCCCAUGGGGCCGCACCCGCACCCGGACCCGCACCACUCGAUGGGCCAGCCGGGCAUGCCGAUUCCCGCCGGCAUGGGCCCGCCGCACCCGGCCUACAUGCAUCCCGCCACAUCCGGCCCACCGCACAUGACCCAGGCGCCGCACCAGGCCGGUAUGUACUCGGCGCACGCGGUGCCGCGGCCUGCCAACAUGCCACCCCACAACCCCAACCAGCCGGGCUACCCGCACGACAUGCGUGGCCGCCCACGCAGCGAGGGCGACAUCAAGCGCGACGGCAGCACCGAUGCCAGCGGGUCCGAGGGGCCCCAGCUCACGGACCAGCCCAUGGGCCCGGGCCCGAUUAAGCACGAGCGCGAGUGGAGCAACCCGGCGGCGGCGGCGGCCGCUGCUGCCGACACGUCCAAGAAUCGUGAAGUCAGCGCCGCCACCAUCAAGGUGUGA
This is a messenger RNA of Pseudozyma flocculosa PF-1, 2067 nucleotides long. RefSeq lists its product as uncharacterized. Gene Ontology annotation, molecular function: DNA-binding transcription factor activity, RNA polymerase II-specific; RNA polymerase II cis-regulatory region sequence-specific DNA binding. Gene Ontology annotation, biological process: regulation of transcription by RNA polymerase II. The record is from RefSeq and is a predicted model, not a curated record. Bases 1 to 2067 code for a protein of 688 amino acids. The transcript is spliced from 2 exons. NCBI's taxonomy places the organism in Eukaryota, Fungi, Basidiomycota, Ustilaginomycetes, Ustilaginales, Ustilaginaceae.